Molecule: messenger RNA, 2946 nt
Organism: Cantharellus anzutake
Lineage: Eukaryota; Fungi; Basidiomycota; Agaricomycetes; Cantharellales; Hydnaceae
Exons: 5
Coding region: 1-2946 (981 amino acids)
Cellular component (GO): nucleus
Molecular function (GO): ATP binding; RNA helicase activity; RNA binding
Source: RefSeq, a predicted model, not a curated record
AUGCCUAGCCAAAAGCGCCGGAGACGAGACGAAAGUCCUCAGAGCUCCGUGAGGGAUUCCGAGUCUAAUGGAAAUGAUGGGAGCGAUUUCGAGGUUGUUCCUGCAGAUUCCGACGUAGACAUCUCUGAUCUUCUCACGAGGCCACAAAACCUGGAUGGCGAAGACGAUGACAUCGAGGACCUCAUUCGCGUUCACCAAAGUAAGCGGCUUGCAAAAGAGGGCACCGAAGCCGUCAAGAGGGCACUAAGGGGGAAAAAGAAGCAAAAUGCUGGCGUUACUGGGGGAGGCAGUUUCCAAAGCAUGGGUCUCCAUCCAUCUCUUCUUCAUGGUCUCUUAACUCGUGGUUACCGUAACCCAACCCCUAUCCAGCGGGCAUCCAUCCCUUCCUUACUUGCCACUCCGCCAAGAGACCUGGUUGGAAUGGCUCGCACUGGCUCCGGAAAAACUCUCGCGUACAUGGUGCCUCUUAUUCAGCGCCUCGGGGGGCGUCAUGUUACAACAUUUGGUGCAAGGGCCCUUAUAUUAGUUCCAGCUCGUGAGCUCGCCCUUCAGGUCAUGAAGGUUGGGAAGGACCUUGCUCGAGGUUGGGAUUAUUCGGGCGGGAAGCACGCUGGCGACAAUAUGGAAGCGGAAUCGAAAAAGUCGCAAACUCUUCGUUGGGGUCUUAUUGUAGGAGGCGAAAAGUUAGAUGAGCAGUUCGAGAUGAUAACGUACAAUCCUGAUGUUAUUAUUGCGACUCCCGGCCGUUUACUUCAUUUGGCUGUCGAAAUGAAUCUUGAGCUGAAGUCCAUCCAAUAUGUGGUUUUUGACGAGGCUGAUCGCUUAUUCGAAAUGGGAUUCGAAGCCGCGCUGCAAGAACUCAUUCAUCGUCUCCCGUCAACCCGCCAAACAGUUCUGUUCUCCGCCACGCUCCCCAAGUCCCUCGUUGAGUUUGCAAAAGCUGGGCUCCAAAAUCCGAAGCUGGUCCGAUUGGAUGCUGAAAGCAAAAUUAGCAGCGACCUUCGUAUGGCGUUCUUCUCCGUCAAACAGACUGAGAAGGACGCGUGUUUAUUGACUCUGCUGCGUGACGUGAUCAAGAUUCCGUUGCGUAAUGCGUCCACUCGCACUGAGGCAGACAAUGAAGAUACGGGCGGUCGUGAGGCAUCAAGGUCCGCUGGAGAUAAGGGGAAAGGACUGUCUCAUAAUCACCAGAUGGCUCCACACCAAACUCUUAUUUUUGUCGCAACGAAACAUCACGUCGAGUACCUUUUUUCCCUUCUCACUGAAGUCGGAUAUUCAGUAUCGCACAUUUACGGCGCUCUCGACCAAGGGACGCGUACACAGCAGAUGUCCCGAUUCCGAAAAGGUAUUACAUCUAUCCUUGUGGUAACCGAUGUUGCGGCUCGCGGGAUUGAUAUCCCUGUGUUGGAGAAUGUUGUAAACUAUGAUUUCCCUCACGGCUCACGCGUAUUUGUUCAUCGUGUUGGGCGGACGGCAAGGGCGGGAAGAAAAGGUUGGGGAUGGAACUUCGUGACUCACAAUGACUUGCCGCGCCUGCUCGACCUUCAGUUGUUUCUUGGUAGACCUCUCAUGUCCCGGAACCAGCUGGAAACUUCGUCCUCAUCGUUAGAGAUAACAGAAGCUUUCUUUGCUGAAAACCUCAUACUUGGAACCUUUGAUCGAGUCACCCUCGAUGAUCAGAUGGAAGCAAUUACUACGCUUGAUGUGGCUAACUCUUCCUUGCCCUCACUUCGUGCAGUAAUGCACCGAGGCCACGGGAUGUAUGAACGCAGCUUGGGAAAGGCUAGCCAGGCUAGUUACAGUCGCGCCAAGGAAAUGACUAAAGAGUCGGAAGAUGGCCCUAGUUGGGGCCUUACGGGAGGAUCUGGGGAAGCGGUCAAUGUACACCCCGUCUUCGGUUUAUUUGGGGCAACGAGGCCCCGAAACCCAGCCCCAGAGGGGUCAACAUUGAAUCCCGAUGCUGCUCGUAAUACUCUUCUUCGCGCUGUGGACUCCUUCCGCCCAUCUGAAACUAUCUUUGAAAUCGGAGCGAAAGGGAAUUCAGGCGCCACUCAACUGAUGAAGGAUCGGCGGAAAGCACUGGAGAAGGCGAACAAACGAGCUCUUCCCACCAUGCAGGCUCCUUCUGUCCUAGCAGGCAACCUAACAGAAACACCUAGUGAUGCGAAUAGGCCGGUGGAUAUGGAGAUGGCCGAUGAGGGAGAUAUCCAGGACGCUUUCCAGUUACAAGAUAAGAAAUACCAUAAACGAGAUUAUCGGGAUCCUGAAUUCUUUAUGUCGCAUCAACAAAAGGAUGCGGCUGCGGAAAAAGGGUAUUCGCUGAAAGAUGGGGCAUCAUUCGUUCAGCAGGCUGCAUCCGCAACCUUUGAUCUGACGACCGACGAAGCCCUCACGGGCCGGCAACGUCGUGAGAAACAACUCACAUGGGAUAAGAAGAAAAAGAAGUGGGUCAAGGGACAAGAAGGGGCCGACAACGUGAAGCUCAUCAAAACAGAGAGUGGAGCACGCCUGCCAGCAUCCUAUGUCAGUGGCCGCUUCGAAGAGUGGAAGUCGAAGACCAAGUUGAAGUUGCCGAGGGUGGGCGAGGCCGAACUUAACCGUCUAGGCACGGGUUCGGGGAACAGUACCCGACGUUUCAGGUUCGCCUCGAAAACUCCUGCCAAGCCUCUUGAUCCCAAAGCCUACGGCUAUGAGCGAAGACUGCGGCAGCUCAAACGCAAAACCUCCGAGGCCGAAGGAGAAAGAUCUGACGCACCUAAAAAGGCUUCCUCCAGCUCUGGCCCGCCACCGCGCGGCAAGAAAGCCGGAGCUGGAUCGCGAUUCGGGGGCACCAAUGUUGGCAAAGCCAAGAGCGAGCUGAAGACUGUUGAUCAGAUACGACGAGCUCGCGAGGUAAUGGCCAAAAAGAGGGACAGGAACGCUCGGCCAAGCCGGAAACGCAAAUGA